CAACCCGUCCCUUCCUGCCUGCUGUGCCCGUUGCUGUGUCCACCCACAUCAUAACCGUCAGCAGCCAUGGAUUUCCAUCUUGAGAAGGGCACCGCCCCGCCCAGGCGCGGCCGGGGGUCUGCUUUCGUUGCCAUCACUGGGCUCUCCGUCUUUGCCCUUGCGGUCUUCGCCGUCUUCCAGAUCGGCGGCCCCCACCUGGGACCCCUGACCAGCCAUGCUGACGAGGCCAAGGACCAGAGUGCUGGGGCUAAGGAGACGUUUGAGGACCACCCUCUGUUCGAGGCCAAGGCUCGGGCCGCCCCCGCCGGCGACAAGUACCUGAUCGGCGUCGGCAAGGCGGACAUCACGGGCCCUGUCGUUGAGCUCAACUUCGCAGGGUAUGCCGAUCUGUCACAGUCCGGCACCGGCCUGCGGCAGCGCAUCUACUCGCGGGCCUUCAUCGUCGGCGACGUCAACAAGCCUGAGGACCGAAUCGUCUAUGUGGUCCAGGACACGCAGUCUGGAGACACGGGCAUCCGAAAGGGUGUCCUCGAGGGCCUCGCGGCUCUGGGCCCCGAGUACGCGGUGUACACGCAGCAAAACAUCGCCCUGACGGGCACUCACUCUCACAGUGGCCCCGGCGCUUGGUUCAACUACCUUCUGCCCCAGGUGACCAGCCUUGGCUUCAGCCAGCAGAGCUACCAGGCUAUUGUUGACGGCACUAUCCUCUCGAUCAAGAGGGCGCACGAGUCCCUAACCACGGGGUACCUGGACUUUGGCACCGCCCACAUCCCAGAUGGCAACCUGCAGCGCAGCCUUUACGCCUACAUGGCGAACCCUGCCGAGGAGAGGGCCAAGUACAGCGACACCACCGACAAGACGUUGACCCUGCUACGGUUCCAGCGCGAGUCCGAUCUGAAGAAUAUGGGCGUCCUGACGUGGUAUCCCGUCCACGGAACCUCGAUGCUCCAGAACAACACGCACGUCUCUGGCGACAACAAGGGCGUCUCGGCCAUCAUGUUCGAGCAGGCCAUGCGGGGCGAUGCCGGCGCCGCCCCUGGAUUCGUCGCGGGCUUUUCGCAGGCCAACGUUGGGGACACGACGCCCAACGUCCUGGGCGCCUGGUGCGACGACGGCUCCAACAUGCAAUGCAGUUACGAGAACAGCACGUGCGCCAACGGCAGGUCGCAAGCGUGCCAUGGCCGUGGCCCCAUGUUCCGGAAGCUCGACCUGGGUGUUUCCAGCUGCUACGAGAUCGGCCGUCGUCAGUAUGUCGGUGCCAAAUCGGUUUAUGACGCCCUCCAAACUUCGUCCUCUCCCGUCGUUGGCUCGGGCGUCAAGUCGUUCCACUUCUUCCACGACAUGCGCUACUUCAAGUUUGCCCUGCCCAACGGCACCGAUGUGCAAACCUGCCCCGCUGCCCUCGGAUUCUCGUUUGCGGCGGGCACCUCGGACGGCCCCGGUGCUGCCGACUUCACGCAGGGUGAUUCCGGUGAGCCGAGCGCCAACCCGCUCUGGCGCGUCGUCUCGGGCCUCCUACGCGUCCCCAGCAAGGAGCAGAAUGCGUGCCAGUGGCCCAAGCCCAUCCUCCUGGACGUGGGUGAGAUGGAGGUGCCUUAUGCCUGGAGCCCCAACAUUGUCGACGUCCAAGUCAUGCGUGUCGGGCAGUUUGUCAUGAUCAUCGCCCCUGGCGAGGCCACCACCAUGGCGGGCCGCCGCUGGCGCGACGCCGUCAAGGCGGCCUCCAAGUCCCUCACGACGGCCGAGCCCAUGGUUGUCCUCGGCGGCCCCGCCAACACGUACGCCCACUACGUUGCGACGCCCGAGGAGUUUGGCAUCCAGCGCUACGAGGGCGCCAGCACCCUGUUCGGCCAGCACACGCUGGACGCCUACAUCAACCUGACGGUCAGCAACCUGCACUACCUGUCGUCCUCGUCGACCGGCAAGCCCGUCUCGGCCGCGUCGCCGCCCGACAACCGCAAGAACUCGCUGAGCUUCAUCUCGGGCGUGGUCCAGGACAACUCCCCGAUGGGCAAGCCGUUCGGCAGCUGCGUCACGCAGCCGUCGGGAGCGCAGAGGCGCGGCGACGUCGUGAGGGCCACCUUCCAGGGCGCCAACCCGCGCAACAACCUGCGCCUCGAGGGCACCUUCGUCGCGGUCGAGAGGCGCGACGAGGCGUCGGGCGAGUGGAGGCAGGUGCGCAACGACGACGACUGGUCGCUCGUCUACACGUGGCGCCGUACAAACUGGCUGCUGGGCCACUCCGAGGUCGACGUCGCCUGGGAGACCGAGUCGUCGGCCAAGCCGGGUACCUACCGCUUCAGGUAUAACGGCGACUCCAAGGCUUUCUUUGGUGGCGCCAUCUCGUCCUUCACCGGGACGAGCGCCGAGUUCAAGCUCGAGUAGGCCUGGGCAGCGAUUCUCUUUAAUGUUUUGUGCUUUUGUGUGUUAUAUUUCUUUGGUAGCUGCGGCACGGCUCGUGGCCCCUGCCUUAAAAAAAAAAACCCCCUUGCGGGGAAUACAUGAUGAUGUGUUACGAAUCCAAAUUUUAAUGUCCUUCC
Gaeumannomyces tritici R3-111a-1 is the source of this 2540-nucleotide messenger RNA. RefSeq lists its product as hypothetical. NCBI's taxonomy places the organism in Eukaryota, Fungi, Ascomycota, Sordariomycetes, Magnaporthales, Magnaporthaceae. Gene Ontology annotation, biological process: sphingosine biosynthetic process; ceramide catabolic process; long-chain fatty acid biosynthetic process. The record is from RefSeq and is a predicted model, not a curated record. Gene Ontology annotation, cellular component: extracellular region. The transcript has 3 exons. Gene Ontology annotation, molecular function: N-acylsphingosine amidohydrolase activity. Bases 67 to 2385 code for a protein of 772 amino acids.